UCAUCAUUGAAGCUGGAUAGAAAGAGGCAAUGCCACAAACCAUCCUGCAUUUCUUGUUCAUCGUUUCUUUUUCCACUGUCAACAGAUUUCUGAGGUUGAAAAAAUGGCUGACGGGAUCAUUGCCAUGCUACUAGAUCGGCUGUCUUCAACAAUUUAUGAAUAUGUGGACGGAGAGGUGAAACAUGUUUUGAAUGCCAAAAAACAUAUUGAAGAAUAUGCUGGCAAUCUCAGAGCUAUUCAAGUAGUUCUCGAAGAUGCGGAGCAAAGGCAGGUGACGGAGGCCAGCGUGAGGAUCUGGUUGGAUCAGCUCAAAGACAUAUCCUUCCAGAUGGUGGACGUGCUGGACGAGUGGAACACCGACAUGCUGAGACAACAGGUUGAGAAGCAAGAACGAGAAGGUGAAGAUGCUGUUGUUCCUAACAACAAGAAGAAGAAGGUAACUCUCUCUCUUUCCCCUAGCUGCUUUUGUUUUGGCAGAGUCAGACGGGUAAUUCUCCGUUCUGACAUUGCGCUUAAGAUAAAAGAUCUGAAUGUUAAGCUAAGCGCGAUUGAUGAGCAAGGAAAGAGGUAUGAGUUUCAACACAUAGAGAGAGGCAUUCAACAAUUACCUGAACGGCGGAAGACUUCGUCCUUCGUCGUCAUGUCAGAGGUAUUUGGUCGAGAAAAAGAAAAAGACAUUUUGAUAGCAAAGUUGUUGAGUGGUGAUCGGAGGGGGCUCCUUAUCAUCCCUAUUCUAGGGAUGGGAGGAAUGGGAAAGACAACUUUGGCCCAACUAGUUUAUAAUGACGUCAAAGUUAAAACCUUUUUUGAUAAGAGAGUGUGGGUUUGUGUCUCAGACCCCUUUGAUGAGGUUAAGAUUGCCAAAUCCAUAAGUGAUGAUGACACCCCAAGUUCAAACGAGUUGGAUCAUGUCUUGCAGUGCAUGUCAAGAUCCAUCGAGGGCAAAAGGUUUCUCCUUGUUCUAGAUGAUGUGUGGAGCGACGACAAUAAAAAGUGGGAACGCUUAAGGGCACCACUAAUCCAAAGUGGUGCCCAUGGCAGUAGAAUAUUGGUGACCACGAGAAAGCAUGAGGUUGUUGAUAUGAUGAGAGCAGCAAGUGACAUGGUUAAUUUGGGAGAGCUGAGUGAAGAAUAUUGUUUGUCAAUCUUCAAUCACAUGGCAUUUUCUGAUACAGAAGUAGAUGAGUCUAAGGUGUUUGAAGAUAUUAGUAAGGAAAUUGUAGGAAAAUGUAAAGGUUUGCCUCUUGCUGCAAAAACCUUAGGCGCUCUCAUGUACAAUAAGAAAACAAGGAGGGAAUGGUUAGAUGUUUUGAACAGUAAGAUAUGGGAGCGAGAAGAAGUGGAGCAAGAAGUUUUCCAACAUCUAUUUCUAAGUUAUUUUGAUUUGGCACCAGCAGUUAAAUGUUGCCUUUUAUAUUGUGCUAGUUUUCCUAAAGAUUACGAGUAUGAGAGAGAUGAAUUAAUUAAUCUUUGGAUAGCACAAGAUUAUCUUAAUUCAAAAGGGAUUAAAGAUAGGCAAGUUGGGGAAGCAUGUUUUGAUAACUUAGUAGCACGAUCUUUUUUUCAAGAUUUGAAGAAAGAUAAUGUCAGUGGUAAAAUUAUAGGUUGCAAAAUGCAUGAUAUUGUUCAUGACUUUGUGCAAUCUCUCACCAAGAACGAAUAUUUGAUCAUCGAGGAUGUUGGCAAUGAAAUAGAGGUUUUGGGUGAAAAGAUUCGCCAUUUGACCGUAAUAUUGGCAAUGGACAAUAUCCGACUUCCACCUUCUAAUGCAUAUUACAAUUGCAAAGAUCUGCGUACGCUCACAACAAAAAUCUCAUACUCGACGUUUGGUUCAUCCAUUGCUACGAUAGACUCAAAUUUCAUUUUACAAUUGAAAUGUCUUAGGACAUUAAAUUUGAGUGACAAUUUCAUUCGUGAAAUACCAGAGAAAAUUGGUGAAUUGAUACAUUUGAGGCAUAUUGAUUUGUCAUGGAAUGGUGGUUUGAAAAUAUUGCCAAACAGUAUCUGUGAGUUGUACAAUUUGUAUACCUUGCGCCUUUGUUGCUGCUAUUCACUUAAAAAACUACCUGAUAACAUAGGAAGGUUGAUUAGCUUAAAGCACCUUUAUGUUGAUCGAUGUCAUACGUUGGAGUACUUGCCAAAAGGGAUUCGGAGAUUAAAAGAAUUGAAAGAAAUAGAUGAGUGUGUUGUGGUUUGUGGUGACGAUGAGGACGUAGCAGCAUUAAAACUGAAAGAUAUGAGAGCCUUGAACCUCCAGGGCAGUCUCAGCUUAAAAUUGAAGGGGAAUGUGAAAGAUGAGAAGGAGCUUGAGAAAGCACAAUUGUGGCACAUGAAGCAACUCUUUCAUCUCAAAAUUGAUUCUAAGGAUGUCCAAUACAAGCAGACAAGCAGUACUGUUGAAAUACUGAAUGUCUUACGACCGUACGAAUAUCUGAAAUCUUUAAGCAUUUCUUAUCAUUCAGGCGACACCUGCCCCAACUGGAUGAUGUCAUUGCACAACUUAAGAAUCAUCUUUCUAUCGGGAUGGCGUGAAUGCAAGUUUUUGCCUCCUCUUGGGAAAUUGCCAAGCGUUGAAAAACUGACUCUAUGGGACAUGAAGAAGGUGAAAAAGGUUGGCGGUGAAUUUUUGGGAGUAGACAAAGAUGAAACAUCAUUGAAAUCAUCAUCAUCCUCAUUUUUCUCAAAGUUGAAACAACUCGAAAUUAGUUACAUGCCAGCGUUGGAAGAGUGGGAAGUAGGCUUGGAAGGGUGGAACAAAGAGAAUUCUGAAAUUUCAAUCAUGCCAUGCCUUUCCUCCUUAACAAUUAGUCGAUGUCAUCUUCUAAAAACACUGCCAGAAUUCCUCUGCAAAACACCGCUUGAUGAGCUUAUCAUUGAGAGAUGUCGCACACUUUCUACACUCUGUAAACAAGGCAGUGGAGAGGAGUGGCCCAAGAUUUCUCACAUCCCAAACAUUAAAAUCUCAUCCUGAAUUCAUUUGAUCUUCAAAGGACAUGAGUAAUGUGCAUCAAGUGGUGACUCGCUAGCUCGGCAUAUAACUAAUCUUCUUUGGGAAGGUAAUCAUUCAUCCGUACAUAUCAAAUUUCUACGGCGCAAGGAUUUGCUUAUCUUAGUUGCUCAAAUUUUCGCAUAUGAGAUACUGAGCGGAUAUGAGCCAAAAUAAGGAGCAUUAGUUGAAGACUUGAAGUCACCUUUAGGUUUCUUGUGAGAUUUGUUGUUUGGCUUUAUGGAUUUUGUCGAAGCGAAAAGCGUGAUGUCGACCAUCAACGUCCCCCACUCAAGUCUCAAUUGAAAUUUUGAUCAUCUUCACCAAUGACAUGAGAACUUGCAGGCACUGGAAAAUGAUUCCUCAAAGCAUUCCUCUGCUGACUCCUCAUUGCUUGGACCUGAGUGCACUGAAAGACUGGGAAGGCAUAAAGGAUGAUAAAAAGAGGAUUCCGACGUUAAAAUCAGGCCAUGCCUUUCCAUGUUACAAAUUAACAACUGCAUGCACAUAAAAGCACUGCCAGACUUUCUGUGCAAAAUCCCACUGCAGGAACUUAUCAUCUAUAGAUGUCCGAUGCUUUUCGAGCAAGGGAGUGGAAUGGAGCCGCCCUAGAUUUCUCACAUCCCAAACAUCAUACAUACAUGUUCCCCUUCUCUUGGAAAGCCGAAGACAAGAUCAUCAACACUCGACGAACCGUGAUAACAGCAUUUAUUUUACUGACUGAUGAGGGUUUUACCUAAACCAGGAUUUGCUAAUUGUCCUAGUUGCUGAAGCUUUUCGUGGAAUGUGAACCAAAGAAUUGUCAGCUUAAUUCAUCUUCAGGGAUUCUAUCGAUCGAAGCGAAAAGGAGGAUCAAUGUCGACCAUAAACGUCCCCCGUACUGAACUUUCAACUGAAAUUGUGAUCAUCUUCACCAUUACCAUGAGAAAUUGCAGGCAUUUGGAAAGUGAUUCCUUAAAGCAUUCCUCUGGUAACUCCUCAUUGGUUGGACCUGGCACAAUGAUACUAGAUCCUUCAUGGCCAUCUUUCAACAUGUCAAAUACGAUCAUGUGAACAAGGAAGCUAACGCCAUAUGUACUUUUAUUUUCUCUCAAUAAAUUUACCUCAUCGUCACUUUCCAUGAUAGCAAUGCUGGAGUGGGUUCGACUUUGUGGUUUAAAAAAAAAGAACAGGGAAGCUAACAGCAUUGCACAUAGAUUAGCACAAAAUGAAUUGACGGUGACAGAAUAUUUAGUUUGUUUUGAGGAGUCUUCAGACAUGAUUUUAAAGAAAAGUUAUCCUAUGUAAUGUUUUGGACCGUGGCACUUUUUUUUCCUUCAACUGAGUUGAAAUCUCCGACAAAGUUUUUACCA
Molecule: messenger RNA, 4338 nt
Organism: Malus domestica (apple)
Lineage: Eukaryota; Viridiplantae; Streptophyta; Magnoliopsida; Rosales; Rosaceae
Product: putative disease resistance protein RGA3
Biological process (GO): defense response to other organism
Molecular function (GO): protein binding; ADP binding
Source: RefSeq, a predicted model, not a curated record